AUGCAGCAGAACCCGCUGGACGUCGAGAGGUACCCGGUUGCGCCGGACGGGCUCGAGCUGGAGCAGGUGAAUGUGUAUGUGCGGCAUGGCGAGCGCACGCCCGUCAAAGUGCGCAUGAACGAGCCGCCGGCGUCGAUCCCGGAGAACUGGGCGAUGUGCCAGCAGGCGACGCGGUUCUUCGACGCGGCGGGUGACCUCCUCAACAACGGCAAGGGCGGGGGCGCACAGGGGCCGUUCCGGCGCGCAGUGGAGACGUCGGAUGGGAGGGUUGUGGAUGGGCUUUGUUUGCUUGGGGAGUUAACGGAUACGGGGAGGAUGUCGACGCUGAACUACGGCUUGGCGUUGCGGAAGCUGUACAUUGACAAACUUGGGCUCCUGCCGAACGUUCUUGGCCAAGAACAGGACGUGUACUUCCGCUCGACGAAUGUUCCACGAACGAUUGAAUCGCUGGAGUACAUCAUGCAUGGCCUCUACCCACUCAACUUGCGCAAAGCCGGUGUUGCUCCCUCGCUGCUUGUCCGGAACCGUGUGGACGAGAACCUGGUCAGCAACACGAUGGCGUGUCCACGGCUCGCCGCUCUCGAGCUGCAGUUUGCGGAAGCUGCUGCCACGCUGUGGAAUCCCAAGCUAGCCUCGCUGAACGACAAGGUCUCCAAGUACAUCGACGGAAAACCUGUAAAGGUCAAUGGAAGCCCGAGAGCGUCUGGUCUCCUGGAUACCAUCCGCGCUGCUGCUGCUCAUGAUAUCGAAUUGCCUUCAGAGUUCCGGGACGAUGAGCUUAUGCGUCCGCUUGAAGAUGCUGUUGUAGACGAGUGGUUCAGAGUUACCACAGAAGAGGCCCGGAAACUAGCCAUGGGCCCUCUGCUUACCGAACUCUCUCGGAAGAUGCAAGAUAUGGUAGUCGCCCCCGAGGACGCACCGAAGCUGCUCGUCCACAGCACGCACGACUCCGGUAUAGCCGCACUGCUGAAUACCCUUGACGUAUAUGAUCAACGAUGGCCGCUGUUCACUGCUCACAUCACGUUUGAGCUCUUCAAGAAAGCCGCGCCGGUCGAGAAGCCCGGUGUGCUCCAGACCGUGAUGAACUUUUGGAAAGCCAAGGCUCUAGACGAUGAACAUUAUGUCCGCCUGCGCUACGACAACAAGAACCUCGCGAUGCCGUUCUGCGCCGGCGAGGGCGAGCACCUGCCCGGCGCCCCGGAGUUCUGCACGCUGUCUGCGUUCCAGAAGCGCGUGCGGGAGCUUAUGCCGGGGGACUGGAAGGCGGAGUGCGUUAAUGCUACUGCACGGACGUAG
Messenger RNA from Coniophora puteana RWD-64-598 SS2, 1296 nucleotides. RefSeq names its product phosphoglycerate mutase-like protein. Gene Ontology annotation, molecular function: phosphatase activity. The transcript has 13 exons. The coding region runs from base 1 to 1296 and encodes 431 amino acids. The record is from RefSeq and is a predicted model, not a curated record. Lineage: Eukaryota; Fungi; Basidiomycota; Agaricomycetes; Boletales; Coniophoraceae. Gene Ontology annotation, biological process: dephosphorylation.